AUGACAGACCCAACCACCUCACCUGAUUCCCAAAUCAACCAUGCUGCUUCUCUAAAAUAUUGGAACAGUGUCCCAGCCACUCCGGGCAGCAUGCUUGGCGAGUUCCCUUCAGUCUCGCGCAUUGACCUACAGGGAUCAAAAACUUUCCUUGCCAAGAUCCGGCGUUUAUUGCCAGGCGUCCUACCAGAGGGCAAAUUCCGCCAAGGUGUCGACUGCGGCGCCGGUGUCGGCCGCGUAACAGAAGGCUUCCUGAGCCAGGUCUGUCAAGUGGUAGACGCGGUAGAGCCGGUAGCCAAGUUCACCCAGGUGAUGGAAGACAGCCAAUUGAAAAGAGAUGGCGUCAUUGGGUCUGUCUACACGCGCGGUCUUGAAGAUUGGACCCCCGAAAAGAAAUACGACUUGAUCUGGGUCCAGUGGUGUGUGGGCCAUCUCACGGACUCGCAGCUCACCGAUUAUACCGUGCGGUGUCGUAAGGCGCUGACUGAUGACGGCCUUAUGGUGGUCAAGGAGAACCUGUCUACCCAUUUCGCUGGACAAGAUAUGUUCGACAGUGAGGAUAGCAGUGUCACAAGAACAGAUGCGAAGUUCCGACAGAUCUUUGAGGCCGCCGGGAUGCAGAUUAUCAAGUCAGAACUUCAAAAGGGCUUCCCGACGUCAUUCAAUCUCUUGCCUGUGCAAUUCUAUGCAUUGCGACCGAAGACAACUAAUUAG
Messenger RNA from Penicillium paradoxum, 711 nucleotides. RefSeq names its product N-terminal protein methyltransferase. The record is from RefSeq and is a predicted model, not a curated record. Gene Ontology annotation, biological process: N-terminal protein amino acid methylation. NCBI's taxonomy places the organism in Eukaryota, Fungi, Ascomycota, Eurotiomycetes, Eurotiales, Aspergillaceae. Gene Ontology annotation, molecular function: N-terminal protein N-methyltransferase activity. The transcript has a single exon. Gene Ontology annotation, cellular component: cytoplasm. Bases 1 to 711 code for a protein of 236 amino acids.